Molecule: messenger RNA, 1434 nt
Organism: Rattus norvegicus (Norway rat)
Lineage: Eukaryota; Metazoa; Chordata; Mammalia; Rodentia; Muridae
Gene: Gpank1
Product: G patch domain and ankyrin repeats 1
Molecular function (GO): nucleic acid binding
Source: RefSeq, a predicted model, not a curated record
AGCACGGAGUCUUCUCGACCAGGAAGCCUGGGAAAUAUAGUCUUAGGAGGCUGGCUAGACUACGGGGCUAGCGCCCGGGGUGAUUGUCAUCCCUACGGUGCUCUCUCGGCGUUGCGCUUUAGUUUUUCUCCCUCCUCCCCGUGCCAGGCCAACCCACUGGACCCUGGCUCUCCUGCCAGGCCCGCGACAGAGCGCGCUCGGGCUCCGGCAUGCGCAGAGCCAUGUCCAAGCCAUCCCUCAUCACAUUCACUCCAGCCACCGACUCCAGUGACCUCUGGAAAGAUGGUCAACAGCAAGCACAGCUCGAGAAACCAGAGCCUGUCCUGGAUGGGGCCGCAGCCCGGGCUUUCUAUGAGGCUCUAAUUGCAGAGGAGAGUGGUUCCCCUAAGCCCCGGAGAGCCGAACCGACCAGGGAGAGAAAGAGGAAGAGAAGAAGAACUACCGCAAGGGAGCCUGUAGCAGCAGGGGUCCCGAGACAAGGAAGAGCACUUGAGGAUGAAGACAGGGUGACCCAGUGGAUCCUGAUGGCAGCCCAGAAUGGGGAUCUGACAGAACUCCGGAGGCUGCUGGAACCCCAAGAGGCAGGGGGAGCUGGAGGGAAUAUCAAUGCUCGUGACGCCUUCUGGUGGACUCCCUUGAUGUGUGCUGCUCGAGCGGGCCAGGGCGCUGCCGUGCGCUAUCUCCUGGGCCGAGGGGCUGCCUGGGUAGGAGUCUGUGAACUGGGAGGCAGAGACGCGGCUCAGCUGGCAGAAGAAGCAGGCUUCCCUGAGGUAGCCCGCAUGGUCAGAGAGAGUCGUGGGGAGACAAGGAGCCCCGAGAACCAGAACCGAUCACCCCCCUCCUCCUCCCAGUUCUGUGAGGACUGUGGUGCCUACUUUGAAGACUCCAACCACCGCACAUCUACUGCUCACCUGCUGUCACUGUCUAGGAGACCCCAGCCCUCCAGCCUUCCCCUUGGGGUACCCACUUCCAGUCCUGGCUUCAGACUGCUGCUGAGGGGUGGCUGGGAACCAGGAAUGGGGCUAGGACCCCGGGGUGAAGGCCGUGCCAACCCUAUUCCCACUGUCCUCAAGAGGGACCAGGAAGGACUGGGCUAUAGAUCCCCAACCCAACCCCGGGUCACACACUUUGCAGCUCGGGAUACCCGGGCUGUGUCUGGGAAAGAGAGAGUUCCUCGAGUCGGCACGCUGAGUCAGAGGGAGAACAGAAGGCGAGAAGAGAAGGACCGGGCCUGGGAGCGAGAUCUAAGACUAUACAUGAACCUCGAGUUCUGACUGACACAGACUGGCCCUCGUCUGUCACUGGCUGGGUGUGGGCCUCUGACUUGGACACUUGGGCUUCCAGACCCUUAGGCCUUGGCUACCGGGCUCUGCUUUUAGAGAAAAGGGUUGAGAGUUGGGAGAUAAAUAAACUUCCCUCCCUGUGUCGUGUUUA